AUGUUGAGUCUUCGAAACAAUAAUAUCAAGCUCGGCGAAACUACGUUCCAAGAGCUUCCUGCGCUUGAGAUGUUGGAUUUGUCUGGAAACGAACUGGCAUACUUGCCCAAAGGCUGGACGAACGGUUUGAAUAAACUAAAAACGUUGAAUUUGACCUCGAACCGGUUCACGAGUCUCGGUAACACGCGAUUGAUUGCAGACUUCAGCAAUUUGAUGAAUCUGUACCUGGAAGAAAACUUUAUACAAAAGAUCACAGAUCAGGAGUUGUAUUCGGUUCCGGUAAAUUCCACGAUCUAUAUGCAUGGAUUUCAGCACGACUACGAAGACGAUCCGUAUUAG
Messenger RNA from Megalopta genalis, 339 nucleotides. RefSeq lists its product as uncharacterized. The record is from RefSeq and is a predicted model, not a curated record. Lineage: Eukaryota; Metazoa; Arthropoda; Insecta; Hymenoptera; Halictidae. Gene Ontology annotation, molecular function: protein binding.